Molecule: messenger RNA, 2253 nt
Organism: Ogataea haglerorum
Lineage: Eukaryota; Fungi; Ascomycota; Pichiomycetes; Pichiales; Pichiaceae
Exons: 1
Coding region: 1-2253 (750 amino acids)
Source: RefSeq, a predicted model, not a curated record
AUGCUCGGAAACUUGCUGAGAAAAAAAGAGUUUUGCCAGCAGGACCCUGCUCUCGAGCCACAGGUCCCGCCGCCCGCGUACGCCGCCGCCGACGCCCACUACAGCGGGACCCAGCUUUAUGGCCCCGGCAACACCGUCCCCGUUGCCAGUUUCCGGCUCUCGGACAAGUCGAGCUUGUGUCGUCUGGUGGUGGUGCAGGACUCCGGGAUUCGGUCGAAGCAGACGCUGUUCGACUCUGCGCUGAGCCUGCGACCCGGCGUCGCCGAGGUGUCCAGUCCCGCGUACUUGAACAAGUCGUUCCACCACCCGACCAGCGAGCUUUCGGCGCUCAUGUUCGGAUACUACGGCAUUCUGCUGAACGAGACCAUCUCGACGACCAAACUCCACUACCUCCCGCCGCUCGCGGCGAUGCCUGCGUCGAUGCUGGUCACGCGGCUGUUCUCCGUGAACAGCAGUUUCAGGCUGUGCGAGAGCGGCCACGGCGACCCGGACUGGGCCCCCAAGCCCUGUGUAUACACGCGGGACGCCCCCGUGUGCGACGAGACGCCCACGAGACUGGCGUUCGGCCUGAUUGUGCCGGUGGCCAGAGACCGGAACGCCCACGAAAUCCUGACAAACCAUUGGCCGGAAAUCGCAGGGCACCUGGAAGCGACGCAGAAUCUCAUUGUGGCCAAACUUCGCGCGCUCGCGUCGCCCAGCCGGCAGUCUGCAGGCUCUAAGCCCGCGUUCCCGCCAGGCUGCCUCCAGAAAGAGCCCGAUCUCGUGCACAGCCUGCACCUUUUUGUGCGGUCGCUCGUGUUCCUCAUCGAGACACCAAGGCUCUACGUCCCGCUGAAACACAACGACUCGACGCUGUGCCGGUGGGCGGUCGCCGUGGCGACGUGGCUGGAGCUCAAGGACGGCCGCCACCCGUCGCUGUCGCUGCUCCCGGCGCCGAUCCAGGAAUCCCAGUCCACGUCGCCGGGCCACGCGUGCUCGCCCGUUGUCGGACUCAAGUUCCUAGCCACGUUGCUCACACUCAUUCUGCCGUACCGCUGCGAAGUCGUCGACGGCCCGCUCAACUACCAUACCCGCCGCGCGGUGCGCGUUGUGCUCGUCACGGGCAACCCGGUCGUGUCGCAGAAACUCGUGCUAAUUCUCGCCGGCAUCUUUGGCUACGACCGCUAUACAUUCUCCAGGACGCUCGAACAGGAAGACACUGACACCGACUCGGAGCCCAGGCCGACGGCGUCGAAACCGAUCCCCAUCCAGCGCGCCGCGUACCAGGAUGACUCAAGCUCUGAGUCGAUGUCGCCCGAAAUGACGUUCAGUUCCGGCUCUGCCAAGGGCUGGGAGAUCCCGUCCAAGGCGACGCCCAUCAUCUCGAACUCGCCGAAGUUCACCGAGUUCGCAAAGCCCGAGCGUCAGCCUGUGACGCUGGUGAGACGGGCCUCGUCGUAUGCCUCGCUCCAGAACCUGUCGACGUCGUACGGGUCGCAGUCGACGACAUUAUCGUCGUCGUGGCGCAAUAGACUGCACUUUGGCUCGUUCAUGGAGCGCUGGCGGUCCGGCGUCGGCGAGAGCGUCGACGUGACGCCGCCGCCCGCUGCAGAGUACGACGAGUACCCGUGGAAGUCAGUGUCCUCAGGCGGCGCCAACCUGCCGAGGCUCUCACGUGACCUUGGGUCACUUGACCUGGACAAGGAGAAACCCGUCGUGCGCACCACGUACGAGAUCCCCGGCGUCGGGGAGCGUGUCGAUCUGGCGCAGCAGGUGAUGGCUGCCGACGUGGACUUUGAGCCUGUAGACAUGGCGGGCGGUGCGAAAGUGCUCGACAUUGCCCCGCUAGCCGUGGAAAUCCCCCGUCCCCAGGUGCUGCCGCUGAUGACCGGUUACAUCGACCAGUACCGGCCCGAGUUCUCUCUCCAGGCGUGUCCCGUGCACUACAACCUGGAGGGCCAGAUCUGCGAGUCGAUGCGAGACGACUGCGCCCGUUUGGGCCCUAGAGCCAGCAGCAGGACGUUUGUGAUCAACUUGAAGCAGCGCGAGGUGAAGCUGAUGGAAAUGCAGGACUGCGCUGACACAGAGUCAGCAGAGACAACCCCCCGCCUCACGAUCACGCGGCUGUUUGCGCCGUACAAACGCGACCUCUCCGAGAAGCUUGCGCACGACGUGGAGCAGUGCGACGCCGUGCUGAACCGAAUCCUCUACCUAAUCAAAAGUCGCAGCGAAAACGACAAGAUCCGCGCGCUGGUCGAGCAAUUGAUACACUAA